Anoplophora glabripennis (Asian longhorned beetle) is the source of this 642-nucleotide messenger RNA. RefSeq lists its product as uncharacterized. The coding region runs from base 43 to 537 and encodes 164 amino acids. The transcript has 3 exons. NCBI's taxonomy places the organism in Eukaryota, Metazoa, Arthropoda, Insecta, Coleoptera, Cerambycidae. The record is from RefSeq and is a predicted model, not a curated record. Gene Ontology annotation, molecular function: lysozyme activity.
ACGAACUCUGCUCAGAGCUUACGCUUGUGUCGAUUUUGAAUCAUGAAGGGUGUAUUUUUGGCUUUAUUCUGCGGCAUCGCGCUGACUUGUGUCUGCGUAGAUGCUAUCGAGAACUUCCUAGAAAAUCCUCUGUACCAAUGCAUACGGUGUUUAUGCCAUGCUCGAUCUGGUUGUUGGAUAAGACAGAAUUGUGCGAGGUAUUCUAUUUCCAGAAAUUAUUGGCAAGAAGCGGGCGCACUCACCGUUAACAAUUGGAGCAAAGGUGGAGACGAUUAUACGAGAUGCAUGAGGGAUGAAAAUUGCAUUGUUGGAACUAUUAUCCAAUAUACGCAGAAAUUUGGAAAACUGGACUGUAACUGCGACGGGAAAUUUGAUUGUAAAGAUAGAUUCGCUAUCCAUCUCUUUGGACCGAGUUGUGAAAAUCCCAAAUUUACUUCGACUUAUGCUAGAAGGUUCAACGAAUGUUCGGCGAGGAUAGGGGUGGCCACAAUGCUUACUGAAGAGGGUGAUAAUUGCGAGGCACCGCCUGUAGAAUAAUACCUAGUGUGUUUAUUAUAUAACAAUGUCCUUCUAAUACUUAUAACAUUACUUCUCUAAAUUUUAUAUUGUAUAUACCUACCUAAUAAAUCGUUUUAUUAAACA